Messenger RNA from Dreissena polymorpha, 9030 nucleotides. RefSeq lists its product as uncharacterized. Gene Ontology annotation, molecular function: serine-type endopeptidase inhibitor activity; protein binding. Gene Ontology annotation, cellular component: extracellular region. The coding region runs from base 142 to 7542 and encodes 2466 amino acids. The record is from RefSeq and is a predicted model, not a curated record. NCBI's taxonomy places the organism in Eukaryota, Metazoa, Mollusca, Bivalvia, Myida, Dreissenidae. The transcript is spliced from 59 exons.
CACAUAUUAUAGAUGCAGUGUCGCUAAUAGCGCGUAGAUUUCGCGCUGAACUGUGCUCAAUAAUUGUGCGGACUCAUCCGGACUGUUUAUAUUGUGUUGGUCGAGUGCAUAAAGCCUACAGAUAAAAUUGUCGCCCACGUCAUGAUGCUGCUCUUUGCGGUUCUGCUGGCUGUUUGUGCACCAUUAGCGUUCGGCCAGUCGCCAAAGCCCAAUGUUCCAGGACCUUGUCAGUGGUUCGGUGGCGCUGUCGUCAAUGAUUGCGCCAAGUGCUCAUCCGGAACUUGUAUAAAAGACGCGAAUUCUACAGCUCCAGGACUGUGCUGCCUGACAACGCUUGUUGAUAAAGCUGCCUGUUUGCGGCUCAAUGGGACAACCUCGUGUUCGGGGUGUGAUUCAACCUGCGUAUCUCUGAAGGACAAGUCAUUUUGCUGUCUUACCGGACAAGGAAGUACGAAAUGCUCCAUAGAGAAAAUGGUAAGAAUGAACCCGAAGCAGUGCAGUGAAUUGUUGAAGCCACUAACGAACAACUCAACUUCAAUCGCAGCCGGCUGCCGAACGAUUUCUGAUGUACUUGGCUGUCUUGCGAGAGCGUUUGUGAACACGACGGAUGUAAACGCUAUGGGCACCUGCAUUGAAGAGUUGACGGCAGAACUUAAAGAAGAUCCGAAUGCAUCCGGCAUUUUGCUGAAUUUUCUGACUACAAAUAAUCUAACAAUUGGGAUUCCAAAUUUUAGCUAUGCGUUGUGUCAAGGAAUAGGAUCAAACGCGACAUGUACUACCACCGAUCUCAUCAACUCGUUGUCUGCCGAGCCUUUAACGUGCCGUCAACCGUUUUCGCCUCUCCUCAACCGGUCUAACUCCAUAGCUACCGGAUGUGGCGCCCUACGGGAGGGGAUUGAGUGUCUUACUAACGCGUCCUUAAAACGCACGGCUUCCUCAACCAGCCCGUUGAAAUGCCAAGCAGAUGUGUUCGCAGAACUCCGCCAGAGCAAAUCUUACAACGACCUUCUAGACUUUAUGAAGCGAUCUUUUGGUUUUGCGAUAGCGAUACCAGACUUUCACUUUCAAGCCUGUCAAGAGAACUGGAACACUUCCUGUGCGCCGGCGGUUAUUUUACCCACUUCCGAGUGCAUGAGCGAUUGUCACGGCACCACGCCGUGUACCAGCGGUCAGGAAUGCUGUUCUCAGAAAUGCAGCAACGGAAAGGAAGCAAGAAAAUGUGCUCCUGACAUGAGGCAAUGCGCAGAUGUUACUGCUAUAUCACAGUACGCCGUUCAGUGUAUGAACUUUUUUGGCAAUGCGACCGUCGAGGGUAUUACGUUUGACGCUUACUGCAGUAACCUCUGGGGCGGGCUGAAAUGCGUAGCAGAGAAGAUGAUGGGUACACGACCGCGAUACUCCACGGAGUGCGUGACCCGUAUGGCCUUGUACCUGAGACUUAGCCCGACGGUGAUAACCGACCGUCUGAAGCAGCUGCUGCUGAUAGCGAACAUCAAACAAGAGUAUGCGCUGAACUCCACGCGGUGUUCAGAAAAUCCACUGAUGACUGAACCCAUUCCUAGCCGACCAGGAACGGGCAACAAGUCAGCAUGCGCGAACCCGGAUACGGUGGUCGGCUACGUCACGUCCGGUGCAUGCAAGCCUCCUGCGAACACGGAUGUUACUGAAAAGAAUUGCCAAGCUUUUGGUGCAAUGUUGGAUUGCAUCGCCAAAGGAUUAGUACGUGACAUGGGCAUAUCCGACGACGGCGGGCUGCAUCGAAGCCUUUGCGUGGACACCAUGACCCAGAUGAUGUCAGACUCUCAGUCCACACUCAAAAGGCUUUUCGAAGGAAAAACGGGUGGGUUCGACCCCAAGGAAUGCGUUGUGCACGCAACAGUGUGUGGAACGGGAAAUGGUCGUCCGCUCGAAGGACGCACAUGCAGUGGCCGAGAGGCAUGCCCAUCCGGGUACAAAUGUGUGGACAAAUACUGCUGUCCGGAAGAAAAGUCCGGCAUAUGCCCGGAUUUUUCCGGGAAAAGGCCUCCGUGCAAUGCGCGCUGUAAGAAGGAUUCCGAUUGCGGAUCGCAAGAGAAAUGUUGCAACGUGGGAUGCAAUGGUGGGAGCACGUGUGUGCCUUUAGUGUCUCACAACUUCUCGAAAUGCGAACGAGAGUUUGACAACGCCAAACAGCUGCUGAUUGUGUCCGGUGAAUGCGGGGAUGGCAACAGCGUCCUAAGGAUCCCAAAGUGCGAGAAUAGCAGGUUUGCUCCAAUGCAAGGUGACAUUGAGAAGAGUCGCUUUUAUUGCGUCGAUGAACAUGGCGACAAGAUAGCUGGCUCGGACCAUUCGGAUGUUGUCGACUGUACAAAAGUGAAUGCUGGAAAAUGUCCUGCCAAACCAGCCGUCUGCGCCAACAAAGCGUCACCGGAUAUCUAUCAAUGCAAUGACGACAGCAAAUGCGCAGCGUAUCAGAAAUGUUGCAUGACUGAGCUGUCAAACGUCUGUAUAACCGGCUGUGUGAACGUGACGCAAGCGGAUGCUGCUGUACAGGAAGAUUGCCCCAACCCCGUGUGCUGCCCGAUAACGCUAUGCCAGGACCAGGUUUGUGCCGCUGACGUCACGGCCACAUGCCGGAUCCAAUCGUGCGGCCAGUGCUCCGUGAAAUUCUACAAUAAAGACGGCCAUGUGAAAGACUGCGAAGCUGGGGUGCCAAAAUGCAAAGUGCAACGUAUAACGGCGAGAAUUGCAAACGCCAAAAUGAAGAAGACAGCUGGGCAGAAACUUGGCGCAUUUAUCAACAGUCGCCUGCGUAAGUCAAACGGGUCGUCAGCCGCAAUGGUUGACGUCAUGCAUACCGAAGUUGACGUCAUGGAAACGGAGGGCGAUCUUCUGGACAGACUUCCAGACGAUCCGGAAAUGGGCAUGCAGCAUAACGAGAGGUCCGUCCCAAAGGUUGACCAUUUUUGUAACCUACUGAACAAGUUUGCACCAUGCCAGCGCGGCAACUGCUCAUUGGGCGACCCUUCCAGGUCCGUGUGGCAGCUGUGCACGUGCGAGCCGGGUUACUAUGGGCUGCUGUGCGAGAAGAAUGACACGGAUCAGAGCAAAUAUCUGUCAAGAAGUCCGUGCGAACGGGACAGACACAGCAUCGAUACCAUCCGCUCGCUUUUAAGGAAUGCCACAACCAGCCGCCUGUCGGCAGUGGUCGCCAUGUAUAUAAAGAUGCGCAGCGCCGACAUCCGCUUUUUACCGGAGAUCACCUGCGGCUCUGGACUAGAGUUCAAUGCCACGCAGAGGGCGCUGCUGCUCCCAGACCGUGGCGUACACAUUUCCUACUGCUCCAACCGAACCACAGGGAAGCCGGUACCCAACACCCUGGUGUUCGCAGCGGAGAGUGCAGGCACCCUGACAAGACCUGACUGCAACAUCAUCGUCCAACAGGAUCCCUUAAGUCUUCCUCAGCGAUGCUUGUUCAGCAAGCGACAGAACUGUACGUCCUUGAACUGCGGAUAUUUCUAUGAUCUUACGAGUCAGCGGUGCAUGAAAGGAGCCCCGACUGUGCAUAGUUUCGACUCGCUUACUGACUGCUAUGAAACCUGUUCAUUCAGUUACAAGUGCAAUAUAACAAAUACUCCGGACUAUUGCACAAUAUCCUCCAGUCCGAAGCCUUGUCAAGACACAACCGGAAAAUCUGUGUGUGACUACCGGAAACAGUUCUGUCACGUGAGCGAGAAUUCAGACAUGAACAUGACUCAGAUGGGCUCGUGCAAAGAUUUCCCUGCGUUUUGUUUACUGAACAAGAGCGCAGGAUACCACGUGAUGGGCGUUGCUAAGGAGCCUGCGUAUUUCUACAACGCCACCUCGCGGCGCUGCGAGAGAUUCCUGUACCUCGGAAUGGGAGGCAAUAACAACCGAUUUAGUAGUUUGCACCAGUGUCACACGGAGUGCGGGGCUCGUGCGUACAAGUAUGAUGAUGUAAGCUGCCCGCUACCCACUUUACUGAUGGAGUCAUACCCGGAGAUACAAGAGGACGUUUGCGACAACGAUUAUGGGUGCCCAGAUGGUCAAGUAUGUUGCUCCAAUGGGAUGUUCCAUGUGUGCGCCAGUCCUGUUAAAACAUGCGUUGGAGGCGGAAGAUGCUCCCUAGACGGGAUCUGUGACAGGGGAAACUGCACGUGCCCUGAGUGCGAUACCGAUGCACCACUUCCGGUUUGCGGUUCCGACGGCACAACGUACCACAGCCUAUGUGCGUUACAUCGGCGGGCGUGCCAGACUAUGGCAAACAUCACCGUGGCAUAUUACGGGGCCUGCCAUCGAGAAAUGUGCAACGGAAUGCAGUGCAAGGAAUACGAGAGCUGCAGUAACAACACAUGCGCCUGUUCGAACCUCUGUACGAUGGAGUACGAACCGCUUUGCGCCGUGGUACCGGGUCGGAACAUCAAGCGUCAAUUCGGAAACAAGUGUCACCUAAUGUCGGUUGCCUGUCAAACGCACACGCGCUACGUGGUCAUCCGUAACGGAACGUGCGAUUUCAAGACACCAGUCACGUGUGAAGCGAUGUGUACAAGCGAAUAUGACCCUGUGUGUGUGCUGUACCCGGGAACUUCCGGCACUCCAGUCACGCUACCCAACAUGUGUCACGUUGACAAGUGCGCCGAGAAUGAGGCCAGCACUAGGCCACACGUGUUGUACAGCGGGGAGUGUCAAGGCCGAUGCGGUGCAAAUCUUACCUGUCAGAUGUAUCAGCAGUGCGUGAAUGGCACGUGCGGUUGCAAUAGCGUGUGCACUAAGGAGCUGAGACCAGUCUGUGCGUAUGCGGUUAAUGUCCCGGAACAGCUGAAAACUUUCUCGAACGAGUGUGAAAUGCGGCGCGAAGGAUGCCUCACGGCAACUCGCUACAUUAUAGUGGAGUUCGGGCCAUGCGUAAAACCAGCUCCGAAAUCCGAUUGUCCGGCAACGCGACCGGAUGUUCCUAACAGCUACAGCUUCUCGUGCAGAGUGGAAACGGAUGCGUUCUGCGACAGGGAGACAGAAAAGUGUUGUCCGUACGGCGCCGGGACCAGAUGUGUUCCCAGAUCAAGCCUUAUAGUCCGCACAGAAGUCAAGUUCGGCUUCUGUCCACGUAUCACUCCGCUCACGUAUGAUCUAUCCGAAUGUCACAGCGACAUCUGCGGGCAAGAUGGUGACUGCGCUGGAAUGGGAAAAUGUUGUGUGAAUGUCGUCUGCGGCCAUUCUACUUGCGCGGUCCCUGAGAUGCCUCACGCAUAUGAAAAUCCGCAAACAACUGUGUGCGGCGCAGACUUUACGGAAAUACCCGAUGUUGAGUGCGAUCCUUCCGUUAACGCUUCCUCGUGCCCCGUCGGUUCAUCGUGCAAACGGGCGCGUAUUGGCGAAGAAGCAAUUGGUGUCUGCUGCUCCAAGAUGGCCACCGACUUAGCAAAUAACCCAGAAAUUCGAGCCCGACAGACAUUGUGCAGGUUAAUGGAGGUUGUGGGUAUUGGUUGUCCCGGAGGACGGAAGUGCCUGGGCGACCUUAGAGGAGGUCGAGUAUGCGGCGUAGAGGACCAGGGGAAUUGCUCAAUUGGGAUUGUACAGUGUGUUGUGAACCCGUGUAACGUCAGUACCUGUUCCAAUUACCCGACAGCCAAGUGCACGGCGAACUAUUGCGGAGGAUGUCAUGCGGUAUAUACAAUGGAGGGCAAGGACGUUACUCACUUGUGCAAUGCCACUCUCUGUCAGAAUGAACGGGAUUUCUACGAAAAACUCAACAAUGCUGGUUUAAUGAAAACCACGACCGCUUUGCAAGAAAUAAAUAUGUUUGCUGAUCACAUGAGACUGGCCUUACGCAUGCAAGGCGUGCACAAUAUUCCUUCAAACGGAACGAUCGUCUGCGAUAGCGCUGGAAAUUACAGACCGUAUCAACACUACAUGAACGCCAAAGGCGAAGUCCACAAACUCUGUGUGAACACCAAAACCGGGGUGCCCUAUGGCCGUCCUGACCCAGAACAACCAUGCGACGAACACGACAAUGCAUCGCGACCGGAACUGUGUUCGGAGAAACCGGAUCUGGUUGGAACGUGCGAUGACUCGGAGACGGAGAGGUACUACUUUAACCCUGACAGCGCUUCCUGUGAAAUGUACAUAGACAGGGGUUGUAAUGUGAUGACCCCUAACAGCUUUAACGACCUGGUGGCUUGCACUAGUGUUUGCGGGGGAUACGGACGAUCCUCUCCUUGUGCAGUAAUGAAGUGUGCCACUGGUACUCAUUGCGUAGUCAACAGCGGGAGCGCCAUGUGUAAAGCUUUGGGCGAAAAUAAUGGUUCCGGACAUCUGGAGCCAGUUUGUGACAAAGAAGGAAAGUUCAUGAAAAGGCAGUGUUACCAAGGCGUUUGCGCAUGCGUGGACCCAGAUACCGGAAGCGUCACGAACGCCACCGACUGCAAUAAGGAGCUUCCAGUCGGACAAGCAACAAACAACGUUGACUUUUCGUCCUGCGGCCCUGGUAUCUCGACCAAACGCAUAUACUGCCCCAAUGACGGGGACGGUUGCAAUGGGUGCCGGAUCCAAACGAUGUCACAUCCCAUGGAGCAGUGUUCCAAAUGUCAGACGUGCCCCACCCAGUCGCCACCAGCGUGCGGCGCGCAAUGCAAUGUGACGUCAGUGUGUAAGGAGCGACCGUAUGCCCUGUGCAGAAUCAACAAGUGCGACUGUACCGCGGAAUUUGUGGAGAACGGAAAAGUGGUGACCAACUGCGAGAAAGCUCAAUCAAAAUGCGAGAUGAAGAAAUUGUCAUUGGAUCAGCAAGCAAAGCAGGGUUCGUUAAAAGGAGAGAAAGCACCGGAGGUGCAGUACCGGUGCAGCAAAACGGGGUCAUUUGAAGUCAUAUGCCAGGCCGGAAGCUGCCACUGCCUGAACGCCACAAGCGGGGAUCCAGUAGGAUCGGCAAUACGUGGAGCUUUGGAAUCUGUUGAUUGUACGGAGACGCAGAUGAAAACUAAACCGAAGUCAGUCAAGGUUCGACUUACAGUGGCCAAAGACAAGAAACUGGCUGAUUUCAGUGCGCAGGCGCGGCAGGAAAUUAUAGACAAAAUCAAACGUGAAAUGGAAAAGAAAGCUCCCGGAUCAAAUGUCACAGUUGUGUUGCGAGACGGUAGCAUUCUCGCUGACGUUACAGUUGAGAGUACGGGUCAGAGUGACGUAGAGGGAGUGGACAUAAAUUCGGCCGCAGAGUCCUUUAUUGCAGAGGCAAACAUAAACGGCAUAGAAUUGACUGUAGGCGGCGAAACUUUCAGUACGGAGACCGGGACCGCCUCCCUCACGGAAAUAGUCGUUGAGAACCCGGUCACAGAGCGGCCGUCAGAACGGGACGACAACGACGACAAGAAUAGAAGGAAUAGAAUCAUCAUAAUUGUUGUUGUUGUUGUGGGCGGGUCAGCGUUGAUUGCGAUCGGAAUCGGUAUCUAUUGCUACAAAAAGGCUAACAAGUCAAAGAACAUGCAGCCAUUUUCAGACAUCCAAGGCAAAAACAACCCCGUCUAUAACAAUGAGGUUCAGAAUUGAAAUAGAAAACAACCACAACGCACGAAUGCAUUGAAACGCCUGAAAACAACUACACAAGAAUAUGAAACUGAAAUUAAAAAAACAACAACAAGGUUUUUGCAUGUGAAUGCACGGAUCAAUCUGAAAAGUAUACAUUAUGCCUACAAAAUGUUAACAUUCUUCAAGCUUUGUACUUGGUUACCGGUAGAUGUAAGGCGCUACUCCUUAACCCAUUUAUGCAUAGCGUCAAAAAAAAAAAAUUGGCAAACAGCGUAGACCCAGAUGAGACGUCGCAUACUGCGGCGUCUCAUCAGGGUCUCCGCUGUUUGCUUAAAGAAAUUUAUAUUAGAAAUAUUCUAAAUAUAGAAAUAAAUAUACUACACAUCCCUAAUUUUGAAAAUAAAUUUGAUCCAAUUAAGAAGGAUGGGAGAGUCCACUAGGCAUUAAUGGGUUAAGGUCCAGAUCAAACAUGUGCAUAAUUCAGCUAGUAAGAUAAUCACAAGCACCAUUGGCUCUGGGCUCGACAUGUUGGCGACAGGCAUCUAUAUUUGCAUAUAGAUGUGACUCUAUUCUGUUAACGUGUUGGUGUAAAAAAUGAAGUCUUCGUUCGACACUACUUUGCUGUUGCAAGUCCAUGCUGCAGUUGAUUGAACAAAGUAUUUGGACCAAAAUAUUUUGCUGACAGAAAUCCGAUCAGAAUGGACAGAUGCACAUUUGUUCAUGCUUUGCUUUACUUUUUUCUUCACAAAAGCUAGAUGUUGUGAUUGUUGAUAAAUUAUUUUGUUUCCGACAAAAUAUUUAUUUACAUAAAUACAAAUACAAUUUUGUAAAUAUUUUUCUUCAGUUUUCCAAAAAAACACGUUUACAUUGUUUGGUGUUGUUAAAUGUUUAAAAUUGAAAAGUGAGUUUGGUAUUGAUACAUAUAUUUUAAUGUUUUUGUAAAUAUAUACAAAUGGAUUGGUGCAUAUAUUCUCUUAAAGUGUUUGUAUCUAAAACCCAAUAGCGUACUGAUAUUGUUAUGCCUGUUGAUGAAGUUAUUUGUCAUGCUUAAACCAUGUUUUUAAAGGAGAUUCCAGUAAAAGGUAUUUACAUUUCACUCAAUACUUUUAAAUCGUCUUUGAAGGAAACCAGAAAGAACGUGUUUGACAAUUAUCUGCGUGCUCGUUGGUUACAGUAUUAGGUAAGAUCGCGUGUUUUUUACAAAAAAACACACGCUUAGUGUGCUUGUAUUUGUGUGCUCGUUCCGUUAAAUGUUUUGCAUAAAAAAUGAUAGUGUUGCACUUUUAUAACGCAUACAUAAUUAUUAUACAUUCCUCGUGACAGUUCUUUAUUUUCAUGUUUGUUUCUACUUUAUUUUCACUUUAUUUUCAUUAUUGUGCCUAUACUUUACAUAAUAUAACCUUUUUCUACUUAUUUUUAUGAAUACUCAAAAUCAGUGAUAUAUGUAUUAAACUUUAUAAUAUGUGUAUUAUAUGCAUAUAUGUCUAUACCAAUAAAUAUUUACUUGUA